AAACUGACCUCCGACUCUUUACUGACACAGAAACACCGACAGACUGCUUCAGCUCAUUGACCAGAACAGUUUUAUUUUAAUUAUAUUUAUUAUUUAUCAGAACCAGAACCAGAACCCCAACCAGAACCAGUACUGACACCAGCACCAGAACCGGCACCAGCACCAGAGCCAGAGCCAGCACCAGAGACAGAGCAAGCAACAGAGCCAGAGCAAGCAACAGAGCCAGCGCCAGAGCCAGAGCCAGAAUCAGAACCAGAGCCAGCACCAGAGCCAGUGCCAGUGCCAGAGCCAGAACCAGAGCAAGCAACAGAGCCAGCACCAGAGCCAGAGCCAGAACCAGAGUCAGCACCAGAGCCAGAGCCAGAGCCAGAGCCAGAACCAGAGCCAGCACCUGUACCGACACCAGAACCAGAACCAGAACCAUCAUGGUUCUGUCUCCAGCGACCAACAAGCUCAGAGUGUUCCAGCUGGUCUUCUCAGAUCCGGGCCGGUCCUUCUACAGCAGUGGGGACAAGUUGUCCGGCUCUGUCCAGCUGGAGGUAGCCCAGCCCUGCAGGCUGACCGGACUCAGGGUCUCCGCCGCCGGCUGCGCCCAUGUGGUCCACCGUGGUGGGAAGAACCGUAAGAGCAGCAGCCAGGAGGUGGAGUACCUAAAGUACGAGGAGGAGCUGAGGCUGGAGGAGGAGCUCACUAAAGACUCAGACGGCUGCUUCCUGCUUCAGUCCGAUAAAACAUACAGCUUCCAGUUCGGCUUCGAGCUGCCUGCUGCCGGACGUCUGGUGUCGUCCUAUAAAGGAAAGUUUGGUUACGUCCGGUACUACGCAAGGGCCGUGCUGGAUAGGCCUUCCCAGCAUGCUUUGCAGUGUGAGAGGGAGUUUGAGGUGGAGGAGCCGCUGGACGUCAACCGACCCGACCUGCUGGCUCCAGCGGCGGCCUCCAAACAGAAGAAGGUCACCUGUAUGUUCAUCCCUGACGGCCAGGUGUCCAUCAGUGCUCAGAUCGACAGGAAGGGCUUCUGUGAGGGCGAAGACAUCAACAUCAAUGCCAAGUUUGAGAACACCUGCUCCCGAAUUGUAGUGCCGAAGGCUGCUAUCAUUGCCAAACACUCGUACAUCGCAGACGGACGCACCAAGGAGGUGCGUCAGAAACUGACGGCGGUCCGAGGAAACCACAUCAUCUCUGGGAUGUGCGACAUGUGGCAGGGCAAGACCAUCAGAGUCCCCAAACUGAGGCCGUCCCUGCUGGGCUGUGACAUCAUCAAGGUGGACUAUGCCCUCAUGAUCUACCUGCACAUUCCGGGCAGUGAGAAACUGGUCCUGGAGCUGCCUCUGGUCAUUGGUACGAUCCCCUUCAGUGGUGUCGGCAGUAGGACCAGCAGCAUGAGCAGCCAGGCUGGGUCCAUGAGCAGCUGGUCCUCCUUUCCCUCUGCCCCCCCCAGCUACAGUAACAUCCACAGAGACCUGAGACUAGACGGCCCCAGGACCCCCCUGCUGCAGGACUACGAUGGCGGGGAAGACCAGGAUGAGGAGGAUGGCGGGCUCUUCAUGAGAGUGCCUGAACUGUACUACCCCCCUCCCCCUGCAUACAGCGAGGUUGAUCAGGACUCUGUUAACCCUCCUCAGGCUGUUCAGGUCUUCUGAGGACCACUUCCACACGGGUCCACUGCUACAGACUGAACCCCUGAAACCUGAUCUUCACUUCCUGAAGCCAGUCUCAGAACUGUUGAGAUGAUGACUCAGUCUUUGAUAUUUGUUAGUUGUAUUUGUUGUUUAUACUACUGUAGUUACAGGAAGUUACAGUUGUACAUAUGAUGUAAAUAAGAGCAGAUAUUUAUUUUUAUACUCAAUAAAUCAGUUUAACUUUGA
This is a messenger RNA of Dicentrarchus labrax (European seabass), 1865 nucleotides long. RefSeq names its product thioredoxin-interacting protein-like. The record is from RefSeq and is a predicted model, not a curated record. Bases 426 to 1640 code for a protein of 404 amino acids. Gene Ontology annotation, biological process: protein transport. Lineage: Eukaryota; Metazoa; Chordata; Actinopteri; Moronidae. The transcript is spliced from 7 exons. Gene Ontology annotation, cellular component: cytoplasm. Gene Ontology annotation, molecular function: ubiquitin protein ligase binding.